AUGGAGGUCUCCACCCAGGUCUUGCUACUUGUGUCCGCUGCACUGGCACUCUGUCGUGCAGCUGCAGCACGGCCUGACAGUGCAACAGCAAACCUUGACGCAGCCACAAUGGCCGCGCAAGAACUUGACCGCGUCGCGUCGCUGCCGGGGGCGCCGAGCUACUCAUAUGCGUUCAAGCACUACUCCGGGUAUGUCACGACCGAUGAGCAACUCGGCAAGGCGCUGUUCUAUUGGUUCUUUGAGGCUAUGGAGAAGCCUGACGAGAAGCCACUGGUCCUAUGGUUAAAUGGAGAAAACUUCAUGGGAGAAAGAUGGUUUGGUCAGGCGCAGGAGCUCGGGCCAUUUCUUGUGAAGAAAGAUGUGCCUGAGCUGGAGCUCAAUCCCUGCCAACUUGCUGUUCCUGGACUCUCCAGCGGGUGUUGGAUUUUCAUACACGAACACGUCCUUCGAAAUAGAUCCACCGGGAGACAAUUCCACGGGUGGUUUCAGAGGUUCCCCCAGCACAAAAUGAAAGAGUUCUACAUAGCCGGAGAGAGCUAUGCAGGACAUUACAUUCCCCAACUUGCCAAUCUCAUCGUGGACGAGAACAAGAAAGCCUCCAGAGAAAACUACAUCAACUUCAAAGGCAUCCUGAUCGGGAACGCGUACAUGGACGGGGACACGGACCUGCAGGGGAUCGUCGACUCGUCGUGGCACCACGCCAUCAUCUCCGACACGCUCUACGCGACCUACCUGAGGUCCUGCAACUUCAGCGCGGAGGUCCUGUCUCGCGAGUGCGAGGUGGCCAUGGGCCAGUUCAACGUCCUCCACGACCUCAUCGACAUCUACAGCCUCUACGCCCCCAACUGCGAGCGCGGGUACCCGGACUUCAACACCUCCUUCUCGCCGCAGAUCGGACCGACCACCAGCCGUUUCGAUCUUCUCAGGAUACCGAUGGGCUACGACCCGUGCACGCAGACGUACGCCACCGAGUAUCUGAACCGCGAGGACGUGCAGAGGGCUCUGCACGCCAACACCACGGGCGUGUCCUACCCCUACUCUCUUUGCCGCGACUCUAUCAACGUUCUGUGGCACGAUUCGGACAAGACGGUGCUUCCGAUCGUCAAGAAGCUCGCACAGGAGGGCCUCCGCAUAUGGAUCUUCAGCGGCGACACGGAUGGGAGGAUCCCUACGACGUCGACGAGGUACACGCUGAAGAAGCUCGGCCUGCCCAUCAAGGAGGACUGGUCGCCGUGGUUCACUCACAAGCAGGUUGGUGGAUGGAGUGUGGUGUACGAUGGCCUGACAUUUGUCACGGUGAGAGGCGCCGGGCACAUGGUGCCAACCUCGCGGCCCGAGCAGGCGCUUCAGCUCUUCGAGCACUUCCUCGCCAACCGCAACCUCCCCUCCAAGCCCUUCUAGAAAAUAUAUGCCAUGGUUG
Messenger RNA from Triticum urartu, 1420 nucleotides. Lineage: Eukaryota; Viridiplantae; Streptophyta; Magnoliopsida; Poales; Poaceae. The record is from RefSeq and is a predicted model, not a curated record.